Molecule: messenger RNA, 2592 nt
Organism: Frieseomelitta varia
Lineage: Eukaryota; Metazoa; Arthropoda; Insecta; Hymenoptera; Apidae
Product: WD repeat-containing protein 91
Exons: 8
Coding region: 128-2056 (642 amino acids)
Biological process (GO): early endosome to late endosome transport
Cellular component (GO): early endosome membrane; late endosome membrane; extrinsic component of endosome membrane
Molecular function (GO): phosphatidylinositol 3-kinase regulator activity; protein binding
Source: RefSeq, a predicted model, not a curated record
CAUUGACUGUCAGAUAAUAAACGAAAAUUCGCUACAUAUUCAGCGAACAUCAAAAUGGCCAAAGGAUGACAACAUACGACUGUCAGUUAAAAGAGAAAGUCGAUACUUCGAAGAAAAUCAAGAGAAAAUGUCUCACAUUCAGUAUGUGGACGAGUUGGUCAAAGAAUAUCUACUCUUCAGAGGUUUUAGCCAAACGUUGAAGGCUUUCGACAAUGACUUGAAAGCCGAGAAAGAGAAAGGCUUUAGGGUUGAUAAAAUCGUUGAUCAAUUGAUGCAAUACAUAUACAACUAUGACCUAACAUCUUUGAGAGAAUUAUGGGGACACUUAGAUCUGAGGAUGUUUUCACGUUUGGAGAGUCACUUUACACCAGCUGUGAGAAAGCUGGAAAACGCCGUUCUAAAAAUGUACCUGGUCAAUGCAGCAGUGAAUAAUAAACAAGAUCGGAUUCAAGAAUUUUUUACCAAAAUGACGCCAGAGUUACAGGGUCAUUCGGAGUGGAAAGAAUGGUUUGCAUUGCCAUUUGUUAAAAAUCCUGAAGACAAUCCAGCGUACUCUGUACAUUUUAGUAGACAAUGGCAGGACACUAUGUUAGUGUCCCUGCAUAAUUUCCUUGCUACUAUUUUUCAAUGUAUGCCGCAACCGACGUUACUCGCAAUAGACGAGGAUACAAAUAAAUUGAAACGGCUUCAGGAAGAAAAUGAAGCAUUGAGGCAACGUUUGAGCGAGUCGGUUAAAAUAGAAAAUGUAAUGGAUGUGAAUCCAGGACCAGCUCCUCAACAUCCACCACUUAUGGAUGAUUUUUAUAUUAUAGCACAAGAAUCUCCUUUAUUAGAAAAUCCUAAAACACUAAGGAAUCUCAUAAGAAAUAUUGGCGGCGGUUCUAGUCCAGUUUUAAGUAGAAAACCGGGGACAAGUAUAAGGAAAGUAAUAGAGCCAGAAAUGUCGACAAAAAGAACCAAUACAAAGGGGAAAAUCAAUUCAAUCAACAAAUCUGAACCUGUUAGCAAAAGAAGCAUUAGCUGUGAUUCGAGAUUAACAAGCUCUAGAAAAAGAGAUUCGUCUAUUGAUGCGGUAGCCGAACGGAAAGCUAAAGAUAAAAUCGAUUCCACUUAUAUUCUUCUUAGUCAAGAAGAAUAUACGGAACACAAAACGUCAAUAAUUCAGUGCAAAAGUAAUGCAAGUGGCUCUUAUGUUGCUACAGGCGAUGCAGAUGGUAUUAUUAAAGUAUGGACACCAAUACCUUCACCAAAGACUGUUACUACAUUUAUCUCUGCCCCAGCGAAUUCAAACAAAGCAAUUACAGCGUUAGAUUGGAUAUCAAAGAAUGAGCGUUAUUUUUUACACGGUGAUAACAAUGGCCUGAUUCAAUUGCACGACACUCGUGAUUGUAAAACUUUAUGGGAUAUUCAACACGAAAAUUCUCGAAUCAUUACUUUGUUAUGCAAUCCGACGGAAUCGACAUUCGUAUGUUCCGUAUCUGAUUCAAACGAAGGAAGAUUGUUAUUAUACGAUAUCAAAACGAGAAAAUUGGAAAGAACUUUACCGAUGGAACAAAAUGUAACCGCGUUGUGUUCCGCGUUUAAUCACAACGGACAGCUUCUCAUCACGGGAUUGUCCAAUGGAAAUAUUUUAAUACACGAUUUGAGACGAAAUGAAAUUAUCGAUAAUAUAAGUUGUCACGCGAGUCCAGUUAUCGAUAUAGAACUUAUUAACGAUUAUACAAAUAUCUGUACGCAAAGCGAGGACGGGAAACUGUGUCAAAGAAGUUUGAAUCAUUCGGGAAAGAUUCUGUGGGAAACGAAGAUUAAAGUAGAGAAAAACACAGUUCAUGGAAAAUUGUUUACUUUUGAUCAAAGUGGUAACUAUAUGCUACUUUGUACACAAACUGGAGGAAAUAUAUACAAAAUGCCGCCAGGUGCACAAGCGAAAAUUUUAGAGUUAGGCGGACAUAAAGGUACACUCUGUUGUGACUGGUCUACUGCCAAUCAAUCUGGAACAUGUAUAACUGGUGGCGCAGAAGGGAAAGUACGCGUGUCGACGUUGCUCUCACCAUGAUACAGAAGCAAAAUUAGUAUCUGUGUGAAUUCAUGAAAUACCACGUAAGAUUAGCUCAAAUUUGUAGAGACUAAAUAUUUAGAACGAUGGACAUUAAGAAGAAACUUUUUAGUCAUUAUUCAUUGCAUAAUGAAGUUUGAAUUAUUUAAAAGCACAUACUCAAAGUACAUACUCAUAAUAAGAAAAGAAAAGAUCCAAAUAUUUUAUGCAGAGUAAAACGAUAAAAGUAAACGUAUAAUAAUACGUUUAGCAUCAAGUCAAAUGUAUUAUAAUCUUAUCUUUAAAAUGGAAUCAGGGACUACCAAUUAUAAAAUGUACAGGAAUUAAUAUAAUUGUAAAGAAAGCGGUACAUAAGAUAUUUAUAAAUGUCGCGUUAGUUAAUUGAUAGGACACAUCAUCGAACGAGUUUGUAAAAAAGUAAUGAAAUUAUAGUAAUUUAUGUAGCAAUGUCGUGUGUAUAUUUAAUAUUAGAAAUCUAAGAUAUAACUGUAAGAGGUACAGGAACUUGUCAAUAAAUAUUGGUCAAUUUUAAAAUA